This is a messenger RNA of Dujonia railenensis, 1971 nucleotides long. The record is from the annotation of a GenBank genome assembly. NCBI's taxonomy places the organism in Eukaryota, Fungi, Ascomycota, Pichiomycetes, Serinales, Debaryomycetaceae.
AUGUCCGUUGAAUUAAUUGCUGCUGCUGUUCUCGGAUCACAACUUUUAGAUGCGAAGUUACUGAUCACCCAAGAUUUCUUCCUUGUCAAUAAGACUAUAAGAUCUUCCAUUCCAUUCCUUAUCAAUUGUGCUCGAGGAAAAGCCAGUUUCUGGUACAUAUUUGAGAAUUCGUGUCAUAAAUAUCCCAAUAACCGGGCCAUUUCGUUCCCCAGACCUCUCAAAAACCCUCCUCCAUUGAAGAAUGAUCCGGCUACUGGAAAGUUGAACUAUGAUAAUCAGUUUGAGAUUGAAAACUACACAUAUCAAGAAUUCUACGAUAUUGUAUUAAGAUUGAGUUAUAUAUUGAAAAAUGAGUACGGAGUGACUCCAGAUCAGACCAUUGCCUUGGACUGUAUGAAUAAGCCAUUGUUUUUGUUCUUGUGGAUGGCUCUUUGGAACAUCGGUGCUUUACCUUCGUUCUUGAACUUCAAUACGAAAGAUAGAGCUUUAGUUCACUGUUUGAAGAUUUCGAAUGUUUCACAGGUCUUUAUCGACCCAGAUUGCAGCGGACCUAUUAAAGAAACAGAGCCUUUUAUUAAGAAAGAAACACCAAACUGUAAGUUGCACUACAUCAAUGAGGUUGAAUUAUUGAAAGUCUUGUCCAACCCAAAGUUGCCAACGUACAGGGCACCAGAUGAAUUAAGAAGACCAAACGAUGGAGACCACUCAUGUGCUUGCUUGAUCUACACCUCUGGUACAACCGGUUUACCUAAAGCUGCAGUGAUGUCUUGGAGAAAAGCAUUUAUGGCUGCAGCUCUAUUUGGCUACAUCAUGAAGAUUAACAAAAAAUCGAAUGUAUUGACAGCCAUGCCUUUGUACCAUUCGACGGCGGCAAUGUUAGGAGUUUGCCCCAGUUUGAUCACCGGUGCGUGUAUUACCAUAUCACAGAAGUUCCUGGCCACUACUUUCUGGACUCAGGCCAAGUUAAGUGGGCUGACACAUAUGCAAUAUGUAGGGGAGGUUUGUCGUUACCUCUUGCAUAGUAAACCUCACCCUGAUCAACAGGCACACAAUAUCACUAUCGCUUAUGGUAAUGGUUUAAGAAAGGACAUCUGGAUGGAAUUCAAGAAAAGAUUCCAUAUCAAGGCCAUUGGUGAAUUUUAUGCCUCCACUGAAUCCCCUAUUGCUACUACAAAUUUGCAAUAUGGUGAUUAUGGUGUCGGUGCCUGUCGUAAGUAUGGAUCCUUCAUUAAUUUUCUUCUUUCAUUUAACCAAAUUUUGGUAAAGAUGGAUCCCGAAGAUGAAAAUGAAAUUUGGAAGGACCCCAAUACUGGAUUUGCUGUCAAGGCUCAACAUGGAGAACCAGGUGAGCUACUUAUGAGAAUUUUGAACGCUUCCAAUGUAGAGAAGACAUUCCAAGGAUACUAUGGAAACAAAAAGGCCACAUCAUCAAAGGUGAUCACGGAUGUAUUUAAGAAGGGUGACGCAUGGUUCAGAACUGGAGACUUGUUGAAAGAUGAUGCUGAUGGCUUAUUGUACUUUGUAGAUAGGCUUGGUGAUACGUUCCGUUGGAAGUCAGAAAACGUCUCAGCAUCAGAAGUUGAGAAUGAGUUGAUGGGCUCCAAUGCCAUUAAGGGUUCAGUUGUCGUUGGAGUGAAAGUGCCCAACCACGAAGGUAGGGCAGGUUUUGCGGUAAUUGAGCCUAAAGAUGAGUACAUAUCUGGGGAAAAGCCGAUCAAAGAGUUGUUGAGUCUGAUCUAUGACCACACUCUCAAGUCUUUACCGAACUAUGCUGUGCCACAAUUUAUUAAAGUUAUUGACCAUAUAGAAAGUCAACAUAAUCACAAGGUUCCAAAGAACCAGUACAAGAAGCAAGUCUUACCAAAGGGUACAGGAGGUGACGAAGUUAUAUAUUGGUUGAACAAGACCAAGUACGAAGAGUUGACAACUUCAGCUUGGGACAAAAUUGUGAAAGGAUCUGCUAAGUUGUGA